UCUCUAUUGUUUUGGAGGUUUGAACGCUAUCAGCAGGAGGGCGCUCCCACAUCUUCGUGGCUCGCCGUUGUCAUUCAGGCUGUCGAAUCAAAUGCACGGUGUCCUCGCAUGCAGCCGCAAGGUACGUGACCCGCAGACUGAGACACAUUCUGGCACCCUAGGUGGCCGCGGUGGACCGUUACAUAGUGCCAUUGCCGCCCAUGCGAUGUAUGUACAUAUAGAACAGCUCAGCGUAUUUGCAUGGACGUGGCGCGCUUCUCCUGCAACUGUGUAAGCCCCCUUCCUCACGCCGAUAUCCCCGAUGGCCUCAGGCACGCCGCAGGUCACACAAGCGGAAAUUACCGCACUCAAACUAACUUUCGCCAACUCCUGUUGCCAGUUUGCGGCAGCCACCAUGAUCUUCCAUGACCAUAUGAUGACGAUCGCUCAGGAAGUGCAAUAUGUAUGGGGCCAGAGACUGUCCGGGGCCGCGCUUAUCUUUCUGCUCAACCGAUAUAUGGUCUUGACGCUCGGCGUGGCUAUCAUCCUACAAGUUGUCCCCUGGGAUACCCCUCUCAAUUCGCAGAGUUGCGAAGCGACAAUUCUGCUAUACGACGUAGUCUCCAUCGCACUGUAUAUUGUGAUUGCCUUGUUCUCUGCCCUUCGAGCAUACGCCAUCGGUGGUCGCAAUUGGUUAGCCGCCUUGACUACCCUAAGCCUAGGACUCGCAAUCGCAGUCGCAAGCAUGUAUUUCACAGCGAAGUCUUCCUACGCUGAUGUUCUCGUGAUUGAGCACAUUGAUGAUAAUUUGAACCGUAUCAUGUCUGUCGUUCUUAGCGCACUCAUUGCUACGCGCCUAUGCGCAGUCCUGGCGGAUGCUCUCCUCAUCGGGCUUACGCUCCACAAAACACUUAAGAUACAACGCACAAUCAAUCCCGGUACUUGGGCUCCUCUUACGAAGUCGUUAGUGAAGGAUGGCUCAUUAUAUUUUAUCUCCUUGCUGUUUCUCAACGUUCUGCAGAUGGUGCUGAAGUCAGUUAAUGGGGCCCUCACAAAUUAUGUUUCUGUGUUCGUCGCACCCGUCUCAUCCAUAUUGAUUUCGUGGUUCAUGCUCAACCUCCGACGUACCUUUCGCUGGCAAUCCAUGGGAUUCAGCGCAGGCACGGUCGGAAAUAUGGGCGAGCCACUCGACCGACGCUGGCCCUCAGGCUUGGACGACUCCGAUACCUCAAACGGCUUCGAGAUGGUGUCUAGCUCGCUGCCGACGUUUAGACUGCGAGCGAGUGACUCUCUGAGUCUCGAGGUUCCCAUUGUGGAUUCAACGCCGGAUGAUAUACAGCUCAGUGCCGUACCAUAA
This is a messenger RNA of Rhodofomes roseus, 1336 nucleotides long. RefSeq lists its product as uncharacterized. The transcript has 13 exons. Lineage: Eukaryota; Fungi; Basidiomycota; Agaricomycetes; Polyporales; Fomitopsidaceae. The record is from RefSeq and is a predicted model, not a curated record. Bases 302 to 1336 code for a protein of 344 amino acids.